Armigeres subalbatus is the source of this 3668-nucleotide messenger RNA. RefSeq lists its product as uncharacterized. The coding region runs from base 701 to 1714 and encodes 337 amino acids. The transcript is spliced from 7 exons. The record is from RefSeq and is a predicted model, not a curated record. Lineage: Eukaryota; Metazoa; Arthropoda; Insecta; Diptera; Culicidae.
AAGAAAAUACAUAAAAAAUAAGACGAUCUGAAGAGCAUAAUUAAAAAAAUAUUUAUGAAUCAACCCAAAACCCGUCAGUUUGAAUAAUGUCAUAAAGUGCCGAGGCCUCCAUAAAGUGAACGACUCAGAUUUGAGGCGGGAGAAAAGAGCUCCCAUAUAAGGGCUUCGAGAGUAAGGCCAAAGACCUUCUUCUGGUGGUGUUGUAUACUGCGGCAAUCGGGAAAGUGUGCCGUAUGCGUCCAUAUGUCAUCCAAACAACGCAGCGCCAGGAGAUGAGACCCGAAUGCAAGGACUAGUGACGGUGACGGAGGCGAGGGAAUAAAAACAAUAAAAUUAGCUUCCGACAGUGCGCCGACCGGAGAGCAUGUAAACACAAACAACGCACGAGCAAUUCACUUUGGGAAGCACCCUGCAGCGGAGUUGUUGUUAUGGUGGAAACGACGGUGGUGGACGCCAGCUGAGCUCAAGUGGGCAAUUAAAAAUUAAUGUGGAAACAAGUCAAUCUUUUCGAAGACAGCCAACGACGAAGAAAGGAAAACGGCUCCCCUCGGCGGCUAAUCAUUAUGGGAAAAGUGUGAACAGGGUGUGAACCUACGUCGGAAUUCAAAGUGUGCGAGUGUUAAGCCGGUGACGUGAGAAUAUUUUCUUCGGAAAAAUCGAAUUUGGGAGAGAGUGCUUUUGGCAACGAAAGAAGAAAAACAUGUGGUGGCUACCUUCGACGAGUAGUGGCGGAUUGUACGACAGCAUGAGGAUCGGUGGCAGUUGCCUCCUCCGGAGGCUCAUCAGCAUCGCAAUACUGUUACAAAUUGUUGCAAAUUUCGAUUGCGGCGCCGGAGCGAUACGAAACGUCCACCUGGUGGUGGACCCGCCAGCCGUCCGACGAUCACACCACGCCACCCUGCGCUGUCUGUACGACCUGGGCGACUCGCCGCUCUACUCGGUCAAGUUCUACCGGGGCCUGCGGGAGUUCUACCGAUACCUCCCGAGCGAGUACCCGGAGAAGAAGGCCAUCCCCUUUCCGGGCAUCAACGUGGACCUGAUGCUUUCAAACGCCAGUCAGGUAGUGAUCCGAAACGUUGGCUUCGGACUGUCUGGAAACUUUUCCUGCGAGGUCACCGCGGACGCGCCGCUCUACUCGACGGCGACCGGACACAUCCAGAUGCAGGUGGUCGAACUGCCGGAGGGUGGCCCAACCCUGUGGACGGAGCAUAAUCGCUACGAGGCCGGAGAUGUCCUGCGGGCGAACUGCAGUUCGCCACCUUCCCGACCCCGGGCGGACCUGAAGUUGACACUCAACAACAUUGUGAUUUUCACCCCGGAUCAGACGUCGCGGACUACGACGGACAAUCUCGUGACCACGGCCAUUUCGUUGCGGAUUCAUCUGCAGAGCUCGCACUUUACCGGUGGGGUCCAGAUGAUGGGCGGCGGUGGCGGCAGUGGAGGUGGGGCCGGCGGCACCCUCGUCCUGCGGUGUACGGCCACGAUCGGGACGCUGUACGAGCGGUACUCGGAGCUGGAGCUGGGGGCGCCACAACGGGAUCCGGUUCCCGCGAGGGUCACACUAACGGGCGCCGCCACGAGUAUCCACAACUCAUCCACCGCCCUGCUACUGGCGUUAUUCUCCCUGUUUCUGGUGUCCCUGAUGACACGCGAUCGAUUAGCUGCGGUGGAGGCAUUCGCCACUGCAUCGCCGUCGCCGGUUCAUCGAAGAUAGUCAGCUUGAACGAGAGCGACACACAAGGGUACAGGCUCCACUUCCAGCACCAGAAAGCGAACCAGCAACGGAGCAAACAUUGGACAGCGGAUGGUGACCACCCCCCCCGAAUGUUUCCCCGAUCGAAUGGCGCUGAAUGAUACAUAAUUGAAAAAUUUCCCUUGAUAACCUCCUCCUCCUUCGUGGAUAGAAUUUUGUUUCACUAGUAAUAGGAUGGGAAAAAAGUAACAAGGCAAAUGCAGUUUCCAAGGGAGUUCCAUCGAUGGAAGCUCGAAUGGUUUUUGGGUAUUGAAUGUAAAAGUGUCGUGUAAGUAAGGAGGGGUGGUCCUGAUAGCGGUGUUAUCGCUCCCAAUACGAACACCUUUUAGCAGUAUGGGUUAAUUGUAAAGCAAACGGCGGGUUCGACUCAGCAGGAGGGUCAUCAUCGUCGUCACGACAAACUUUAAUGAUAAUUUUAUGUAGGUUUCCAGUGGUCAUGUUUUAUUCAGAAACGACAUCCAAGUCGUUGAUACUGAGCUAAAUUGCUUUUCACGAGCAUUGGGAAUCCUUGAAUUGCUGCUAUUGGUACUUUUGAUAAUGAACAUGUUCGAGUUUUGCACACUGGCACAAACAAAUUUAACACAGUUUUUCAGCAGAAGAGUUAAAUUCGAAAGCAAAAGAACGAAAUUAAAUUUAAUUCACCUUUGUUAUACAUCAUUCCAAUUUCCACAACAUAGGGUGCGGUCAAUUUUUAAGAUUUUCCUUGAAAUCUCAAAAGCGUCUACCUUUAAAAUUUUACAAGACGAUUUUUUAAAAACUUUGUAAUCCAAAUUUAUACUUAGGCGUUUUCGAUUGAUCUAAUAUCAAACAUUUUGCUUCCAUCGACACGAUAUAACACAAAAAUUAAACUAAUAUUGGCUCUUUUACAAGCACUCAUCACAGAAAUUUUGGCGUAAUCAUCAAAUCAAAACAGUUGGACAAAAUAUAGAUAGAUAAGUUAAUGAAGUAACAUGAUUUUAUCCUCAAAGUUUGAAGUUAAGUAAAAAUUUGUCAAUUUGAAGAAAUAUGAGGUUUUUAAUUUUUGAUUAUCUUUAUGAAAGCUCUAUUGCAAUAAAAUCGCAUUCAUAUAAUAAGCCGCACCCUUACACCCGCUCAUUUUUACUACCAAUAGCCGCUGGGGUUGGUAUUUUUUGUCCUCGAAGUGGUAAGCGGAGGGGGAGAAUGUUGGGAAAAAUUAGACAGUGGAAAUGCGAUCAGCAAGAACACGCUGAUGAGGAUGACGACGACGACGACGAUGCGAUGGCGAGAUGAUGAUGUUGUAGCCUGGCCUGGCCAAGGGGGUGCAGCGAUAUGUUAAAAGUCGUAGACACAGGGGGGAUGGGUCAUAUGGGCAUCCCCCGGGGCGGAGCACAUGAUAAAAUUUAAUUUUAAUUUAACGACAGCGAAGAACCGUGUGAUAGAUGGCGAGGGCAGUGGGAGCUAAGAGCGGUGUCUGCAAAUAGUAGUUUAAACGUAGAAGUGUAUCCGUCGCUGUUGCCGUGUUAGAUUCUAGUGAGAGGCGAGAUCGGCCGAGCUGCCGAGAAGUGAGAAUAGCAAAUUACAGAUUUCGAAUGAACGAAGAGUGUGCACCGGAACUAUGGAGUGAACGCGCAACCGUAACGGGCAGAGAGGAAUAUAUUAUUGCUGCUACUAAACGUUAAUGUAAAUGUUAAAUAAUUAUAUUAAGGGAAACCCGUUUUAUAUGUCCCAAAGAAGAAGCCCAAAAAUAAAGCAGUAAACGCGUAAGAAGAAGCAAAUAUUGAACGGAAGUAGGAAGGAUGCGUAGCGAAAAGAUAGUUGCUAUGAAAUCGAGUAGAAAAAAAGCGAAAACACGCUCCUAAUGAACAGCAGAAAUCCCAAUUUGAUGGACCGUGUUACUGUGAGCAUUAACAGCUAAUUGCAUGAAUUUGACAAAUCGAUAUUUUCUGAAGAUAUU